Pollicipes pollicipes is the source of this 300-nucleotide messenger RNA. RefSeq lists its product as uncharacterized. The record is from RefSeq and is a predicted model, not a curated record. The coding region runs from base 1 to 300 and encodes 99 amino acids. Lineage: Eukaryota; Metazoa; Arthropoda; Thecostraca; Pollicipedomorpha; Pollicipedidae. The transcript has 3 exons.
AUGCCCUACUCCGGCCUGGUGCCGCCGGCCAGCAGCCUGAGCCGGGAGACGGCCGCCGCGCAGGAGGCGCUGCUCUGGCCGUACCGCGGCCACUGCGCCUCCUUCCACAACUUCUGCUACUACUUCCUGCAGAUCUUCUUUAUCGGCGCCGCCAUGUCGGGCGUGGCGCUGGUGCUGGCCGACGCGUUUUUCCGCCAGCGCUGGCCGCACGUGCACGGCCUGCUCUUCAUCGGCGUGCUGCUGGUGUUCGUCUCGGCGGUGAUGCUGUUCGUGUUGUGCCAAGGCUAUUCCGCUGCGUGA